Bursaphelenchus okinawaensis is the source of this 7521-nucleotide messenger RNA. The record is from the annotation of a GenBank genome assembly. Lineage: Eukaryota; Metazoa; Nematoda; Chromadorea; Rhabditida; Aphelenchoididae.
AUGAAGUUACGCCGCUUAUGCUGCGCUCAUAAGUCUACCAUGAUCUCUACUUUAUGUUUGUUAGUUGUUAUUGUUUGUACAGGUAAGGGUUGGGCCGAUUCUUGUGCAUUUUGGGGUCGAUUUUUUGAAUUUUGGUUUUGGCGCCAAAUUUGGCAUUUUAAAAUUGGAGGGUUUAAAAGGCAUUUUAAAAUAACUUUUGGCUUUUUAAAUGCAUUUAUUUUUUUCGUAUUUUACAAUGUAAGAUUUGGAUCAAGGAAUUUUUUGAAUUUUUGUUUUGGCGCCAAGUUUGGCAUUCCGUUUUAACCUCUAUAAAAUGAUAUUUUAGCCAUUCUUUUUGCUAUUAGUUAUGUUUUCUACAAUUUUAAGGGCUUAAAAUCGUAUUUUUCAACAAAUAAAUUUUAAAAAUUUGAAUUUUAUUUUUCCCGCCAAACUAAAAUUUUCUUGGCAUUCUGUUUUAAGGUAACAAAAACCAUUCCUAAGUUGUAAAAUACGCAUCAAAAUUACCUUCCUUUUAGAUGCCGCUGCCCCGAAAGAUACGAGGCAGCCGUACAUAAACAAAGAUGGUGCUCAAGUGGUGCCGAUGGGCAAGGAGGAUACGGAACAGUUGUAUCAGAAAUGGACGGAACAGGGAAUGAGUUCGGUUAUUGCUGCAUUGGCACAUACAAAGUGGGUUUUUGGAGCGUAUAAUCAUAGUUUAUAAUGUUUUGAGUUUUGGUACUAGUGGUACCAGUAGUACCAGUUGUACCAGUAGUACCAGUGGUACCAUUUUUUAAAUUUUUUGGUUUUUAGUUUAAUUUUUUUUUGUAUUUUAUGUUUUUUAAUUAAAAAAAGUUUUUGAACUAUUAGUACCACUGGUACAAAGUGGUACCGAAUUUUCAAAAAAAAUUUUUUUUUGAUUUUUAUGACGAAUAGAAAUAUUGAAGUAAAUUUUAAGCAGGUUUAUUAUUUUUAGAUUAAAAAAGCAUCGUGCACACGUUCGAAAGAUGUUUGGCGAAUGUACGAAGAAUGCCAAGGACAUUAGUUCACAAGCGAAAUGUGUAGAAAAGCUGGAUAACGGCGACUUUACACCUAUUCUAGUGUUCGCUGGGAAGGUAAGACCUUUACUUCAUUUUACUUUACUCUACCGUACGCUAAUUUACCUUACCCUGCUCUACCAUACCCUACCGUACCGUACCCUACCCUACCCUACCCUACUCUACGCUACCCUACCCUACCCUACCCUACCCUACCCUACCCUACCCUACCCUACCCUACCCUACCCUACCCUACCCUACCCUACCCUACCCUACCCUACUCUACCCUACCCUACCCUACUCUACCCUACCCUACCCUACCUUACCCUAUCUUACCCUACCCUACUUUACCCUACCGUACGCUACCUUACCCUAUCCUAUCCUACCCUAUCCUCAUGCUACCGUAGCUCAGCGUACUUCUGCCUGCCUACCGUAUUCUGCUUUCUUCUACCUUACUCUACAUGGCCCUUUGUCUUACCCUACCUACAUACCUUCCGAAUUUACUCAUCGUAUAGCCACCUAUUUACAGAGAAAAAAGCUGACCCGCCUAGAAAAGCUGAAAGAAUUGCCCAAUCCAGAAACUCCUAGGCUCAACCGCUUAAGGCAUUCCUCACCAUGGGUUGGGAACUUUAAAACCCUAAGGGUGAAAAGAGCAUUGGAAGUUCAUAGAAGUGAAAACUACCACUUGUAUCGAAGUAAGGACGAGAUGUCACCUUUUGGAAAGGUGGCCAAGACCUUGUUACAGUCGGUUUUGGAGGUCAAGAAGAAGGAUAUACACGACCGGUGGGUUGAUGUGACAGUUUUUAUGACAUUUUGUGCUAAAGCUAUUACAUACAUCAGCUAGAAUUUCGAGCUUUUUUAGAAAAAUGGUAUUAGUGGUACUAAUGGUAAUAGUGGUAUCGAUGAUACUUUUGGUACCAAUUUUACAAGUAUUUAGAAUGUUUAUAACGAUAACGAUGGCACUAAUGGUACUAAUGGCAGUUAACAAAAAACGGCCGAUUUUGAAAGUGGAAGUUGGGUGAAAGAUUCGUAAUGUAUUUUGCACUGAAAAUCUUCCACUGAACUUCCACUUCCAAAAAGUUUUAAAAAUGCAUUUUUUGGCUAUUAUAAGACAUUUUAAAGAAUGGAAUUUAAGUGGAAGAUUUUCAGUGCAAUUUACGUUACAAAUCUUCCACUCAACUUCCAUAUUUUAAAAUCGAUUUUCUAAUGUAAAAGCGACUACAUUUUGGCUAUUUUUGGGUUGCUUAGAAAGUGGUAGUCAUGAAUUUUAGUUCUAGUACUAUUUUUUAGUACUACUAGUAUCAUUAGUACCAAAAUUCCUAUCUUUAAAAUUUUUUUUAAAAAUUUAAUUUGAAUAUUUGAGUCACAACGAAAAACCUUACCAAUACAGGCUUUGUAAACAACUUUUUUAACAUUUUGUAUUAUUUUAGAUGGGAACAAGUGAUAGAACAAGCCCAGAAUAUCAAUAAGGAAACCUCAAGAUUAUUCGAAAAGAGAGACGAUUCUGAUGAAAACCUAGACGAUCCUUUGAAAUUCAAGUCUAUGGCCAAACAAUAUGAAAAUAAUGGGGUUAUGGAACAGACUAAAAAGGUACCAAAUUUUGUUUUUUUUAAACUUUUUAUGCGGUACAAAGUGUACCAGUGGUACUAUUUUACUUUUUUUGAGUUGAAGUUUGUUUUUUUUAGCAUUUUAAGCCUUUUUUUUAUAAUUUUAAGACUUUUUUAGAAAAUGGUACUAGUGGUACUAAUGGUACUAGUGCUACCAGAUUGUACUAUUGGUACUAUUUUUCAACUUUUUGUUCUUAAAAUUAUGUUUUAUGUCUUUCUUGAUUAAAAAAUGACAUUUUUGGAAAAUGGUACUAUUGGUACCACUGGUAGGUACUAUUGGUACUAAUUUCAAUUUUUUUAUUGAAAAAACAUUUUUUAGGCUCUUUAAGACUUUUUUAGGCUCUUUAAGACCUCACCGAAAAUGAAAUUUGGUAAAAAUGGUACUACUGGUACCGUUGGUACUACUAGUACUAUUUUUAAUUUUUUUAUUAAAAAGGCAUAUUUUGGGCUUUUUAUGACUUUUUAUUAUCAAAAAAUGGCAUUUUUAAAAAGUGGUACUAUUGGUACCACUGGUACUGCUAUUUUCAAAAUUUUGCCUUUUUAGUCCAUUUUACAAAAAAUUCAAUAAAUUUUAAAUUCCAGCUAGCCAAACUGCAAAAAAUCGACGAAGAUGAUCCAAGCUCGCCCGACGUACUCAAUGACAUCGUAUCAGAGUAUGGCAAACAGAAUAAGCCUAAAAGCCCGGAGGAAAAAAUCACAAAUUUGCUGAAGGAUGGCAUCAAGCUGGGCUAUUCAUUGGCUGGUCAUGACACAAGUGACUUUGAUGAAAAGUCAAUGAGGAUCGCUUCACCACGGUUCUUGAGCUUGAUGCCUGAACUAAACUCUAAGAAUCAGGUAACAAACUGACACUUCUGUAGCUUAAAGUUUAAAAAUUGAUUUUUGGUACCAAUUUUUAGAUUUUUGUUACCAAUUUUUAGAUUUUUGGUACCAAUUUGUUGAUUUUUGGUAGUAUUUAUUUGCUUUUCGGUACUAUUUUUUCUUUCAGAUACUAGUUUUUUUCGUUUUUAGGUACUAACUUUUCAUUUUUAGUAUUAUUUAUUUCUUUUUAGGUACUUAUUUCGUACCAAAAAAAGUUAUGGCGUUCUUUAAAAAGUGGAAGUUGAGUGGAAGAUUUUUAGUGUAAUUUGCACUGAAAAUCUUCCACUGAACUCCCAACUCUAAAAAGUGUCAAAAACUUGUUUUUAGGCUAUUUUAAGAAGUUUUGAAAGUGGAAGUUUAGUGGAAGAUUUUCAGUGCAAAUUACAUUACAAAUCUUCCAUCGAACUUCCACUCCCAAAAAUGCUCAAAAGCCUGUUUUUAGGCAAUUCUAAGACAUUUUGAAAAUGGGAGUUAAGUGGAAGAUUUUUAUUGCAAAUUACAUUACCAAUCUUCCACUCAACUUCCACUUUUAUUCUACUUUUAAAACUUAAUUUUUGGGUUGAUAAACAAAAUUCAACACUAUUUUCAGCUAGACCUGGCUUCUCCAUCACUGCUUUCCCUUCACAGUCAAGGUUCGGGGCUGGAGAACCUGACCAGUAUACCAAGUUUAUUGACCGGAAUCAAAGACCAGGAUCGACAGGCUUGGCUGGACUUGAUUGUUGAAGCUUCUGGAGUUUCGGAUCAUCUGAAGGAUUUGAGUAACGUAAGCUUUUUUGAAUUUUGUAAACUAGGACUAAUAGUACAAUUAGUACCGUUUAGUAUUAGUAUCAAGUACUACUACUGCUAAGUAGUGCUAGUACUAUAUAGUAUCAGUGCAGUUUUCUUUUUUUUAUGGUUGAAGUGAGAGCAGGAGUAGGGUUAGUACUAGUACUAGUAGUACCACUGGUACUAACGGUACUACUGGUACAAAAUUCUAAUUUAAAAAAAACAUUUUUUGUUUAAAAUAGCCUAAAAACACGUUUUUGACACUUUUUGAGAGUGGAAGCUGGAAGAUUUUCAGUGCAAAAUACAUUACGCUUGACUUCCACUUUUUUAAAAUUGAUUUUUUGGUCAAAAAGCGGCUAUACUUUGGCAAAUUUGGGGGUUUUUUAGAAAGUACUAGUCAUCAAAUUUAGUUUUAGUACAAUUUUUAGUACUAUUAGUACCACUAAUACCAAAAUUUCGAAUUUUUUAAAAUUUUUUGCGCUUUUAAAUUUAAUUCGAAUUCAGAAUUUAGACAAGAUGAACGGCGCUUUCGAAGACGGUUUCGACAACUACCGUAAUCUGGGCAAACGCAGCACGGAUGGCAUGCCGUUGUACUUCACCAAGGAGAAUGUGACCAAAGUUUAUGGCAAAAAAGGCGAGGACAAUGUGGAACAUUGGGAAACGUUGAACAGAAUGAUAUCAAAAGAGCAGGUAAUACUAUAUAGCAUGGCAUUACUGUAGUUUUAAUAAGUGUAUAGAUAGGGCAGGGACAGUUUAGGCCUGAGAAAGGCUUGUACUGGACUGGAGAAGGCAUUAAGGAGGGGUAAGGUGUUGGGAUGGGAGGGUGUAAUAGGUAGGGUAGGGCCAGUCUAAGUCUGGAAAAGGUUUGUACUGGUCUGGGAAAGCAUUAUUAAGGAGGCGGGAACUGGAUAGGGCCAGUUCAGGCUUUGUCAAGGCUUAGUGUAGGUCUUAAAAAGGCUUGUCCUGGCCUGGAAACUGCAUUAUGGAGUGGGGGGAGAGGGCAGUUUUCAUGCCAUUUCUUCUUUUGUAAACAAAGUUUUUGUCAUUCUUAUAAGAAACAACGAAAGCUCAGUGUAUUCUUAACAUUAUUUUCAAAUUUCGUAAAAUUCCAAAGUCAAUAACAAAAGUUAUGGCACUUGAAAAAUGUGGAAGUUGAAUGGAAGAUUUGUAAUGUAUUUUGCACUAAAAAUCUUCCAUUUAACUGCCAUGACAAAAAAGUUUUAAGAGAACUUAAAAACACGUUUUUAAGAGUUUUUAGAAGUGGACGUUUGGUGGAAGAUUUUCAGUGCAAAAUACAUUACAAAUCUUCCAUCCAACUUCUAUUUCCAAAAAGUGUUAAAAAGUCAUUUUUAGGCCAUUUUAAGACAUUUUAAAAAUGGAAGUUGAGUGGAAGAUUUUCAGUGCAAAAUACAUUACAAAGCUUCCACUCAACUUCCACUUUUAAAAAAGACGUUUUUUUGGUUUUUACUUGAGCUUUUUGGUAUUUUUUGGGCUGUAAAGAAAGUUUUUGAUAAUUUUUUUCAUUUUUAUGAUAGUUUUUACAAAUUUGGAUAUCUAUGUUAAUAUAAAAUGGCAUUUUUUUUAGUUAAAAGAUAUGAACUCAACUGGCUUCGCGAUCUUAACUCCACAACAACAAGCCUUUAUGUAUGGCAAAAAGUCGCCGUACGCGGAUUCUGGAGCUCUGAAGCGUUUCCAGAAUCUGACCAAAGAGGACGUCUAUUCAGAAUUGGACAAAGAUGUCAAAGCCUUGGCCGACUCGGGCUCUAGGCUUGAUACUAGGCUUAAGGAUGUGGUGUUGUCGCCGAUUACCUUCACCUACAUCGUGAACACCUUCAACUACGGGUCAUCGACGAUUCUGUCGCCGUUGGCGUUCUCGCCGUCGAUUCUGUCGCCGACCGUGUUCGGGCCGAUGAUCGUGUCGCCGUGGAUCUUUUCGCCUCAAAUUUUGUCGCCAAAGUUGUUCUCGCCUCUGAUUCUGGCUCCGUACAUCUUCUCGCCGCUGAUCUUGUCGCCGCUCAACUUUCACGUUCAGAUUCUGUCGCCCGGGAUUUUUAAUCCGCACGUUCUGACACCGUUCCUACUGUCUCCGCUGAUUUUAACUCCUCAGGCAAGUUUUUUUUGAAAUGGAGGGUAGGGUAGCGUAGGGUAUGGUUGGUUUUGGAAGGGGUAGGGUAGAGACAGAAUAGUAUCAGUAUAGGGUAACAAAGAGCAGAGCAGGGUAGGGUGAGGUUUUGGGGUAGGUAGGGUAUAGACAGAAUAGUAUCAGUAGCGCAGUACUAUUAUAGGACUAGGAUAUUAGGCUACAGAGGGUUACUGUAGUAGCACGGCAGGGCUGGGUAAGGUAGGCUAGGCUAAGGCAUAUGUAGGAAUAGUCAACUACGGUAGGUAUAAGAAAGUUACACUGGGCUACGGUAGAACUACAGUAAGAAAGUCGGGGUGACUGUAAGACAGCAUACUGAAGUCCAGGUCAAGGUAGGGCUAGAGUAGUACUAGGCUAGGUUCAUGCUAAUGCUACAAUAGGUAUGACAGUAGUACGCUGUAUUACAUUAGGGUUAUAGCGAGGUUAUAAGAGGGUUACCGUGGUAGUUAGGUAGGGUUGGUAGAGUUGUCACAGCAAGAAGGGUAGGGCAGGGCAGGGCAGGGCACUGUAGGUAUAAAGUAGGGUAGGGUAGGAUAGGGUAGGGUAGGGUAAAAUAGGGUAGGGUAGGGUAGGGUAGGGUAGGGUAGGGUAGGGUAGGGUAGGGUAGGGUAGGGUAAGGUAGGGUAAGGUAGGGCAGGGUAGGGUAGGGUAGGGUAAGGUAGGGUAGGGUAGGGUAGAGUAGGGUAGGGUAGGGUAGGGUAGGGUAGGGUAGGGUAGGGUAGGGUAGGGUAGGGUAGGGUAGGGUAGGGUAGGGUAGGGUAGGGUAGGGUAGGGUAGGGUAGGGUAGGGUAGGGUAGGGUAGGGUAGAGUAGGGUAGGGUGGGGUAGGGUAGGUUGUGUUAAGGGGGUGGAUGCCUACUUUAAGACUAUUCAAGCUUUAUUUUAGGUAUCAAAACAUAAUAAACUUUACUUUUUAGGUAUUCUCACCACUAAUCCUAUGUCCGCAAGUGUUGACACCAUUGAUUCUGAACCCUUCCGUGGGAUCGCCCAAAGUCUUGUCGCCAUUCGUCUUGUCGCCGUCGAUCUUUUCGCCGCAGGCAUUAAGUGCUUUGGUACUAUCUCCGUACGCCAUAAGUCCAUUGUUCUACUCUCGGGUCGUGUUCUUCCGACUUAUUUUGUCGCCAUCGAUCCUCAGUUAA